Nicotiana attenuata is the source of this 828-nucleotide messenger RNA. RefSeq lists its product as uncharacterized. The record is from RefSeq and is a predicted model, not a curated record. The transcript has a single exon. NCBI's taxonomy places the organism in Eukaryota, Viridiplantae, Streptophyta, Magnoliopsida, Solanales, Solanaceae. Bases 67 to 531 code for a protein of 154 amino acids.
CAAUGGUUCAUAACUCAAACCACAUUAUUUCAAUACUUCUUAUACAACUCAAAAUCACUCUAAAAAAUGGCAACUACAUCAACUUCUUUUCUGUUCUCUUCUCCACUUCUUCCUUCACCAUUUUCACCAAAAAGAAGAUCAUCAUUAUCAUCAUCAUCAUCACGAGCUUCGAGCAUGACUACGUUGGCAAUGGGUAGAGAAGCCCGGGAUCGAAACUACUACAACGGUCGUAUUGUAGACGAGAACUUAAUUAUUCUACGUAAAAGAAUUCACGAGAUGAAGAUGAUUGAGAGGAAUUACGAGCCUCCAGCUGAAUGGAUGAACUGGGAAAAAAGUCUCUACACGAAUUAUGACUCGAAUAUUUGCCAAGCAAUGGGAUUGUUGCAAUCCCAAUUGAUGGAUACAAGACCAAGUUUGGUUUUGGGCAUGGUUGCACUUAUUGGAUUAAGUGUACCAACUUCAACUAUUGUGCUCUUGUUUCAUUUGAUUGAGUUAACUAAAGCGAUUUUAGCUGGAUCACAUAUUUCUUGAAAACGUUUAUCCCGUAACGGUCCAGACUCAACUGUCAAGUUAUUGUUCGUUCUGGCCCCACUUUUGAGAUCUCAUGAUUCUGUUCCCUUGAGAUUUUAACCCAAAACGCGGCGUCUUGAUAGUUGAAUUACUAAUCUCACCUUAUAUGACGCCUACUUACCUGUUAUUGCUUCAGAUUUUAUUUCUUCUGGAUUUGUAUUAGUCUUUCCAAGAAGAAGAUUUAAGAUUUUUAUUUAUUUAUAUAUUUAAAUGUAGAACACAAAAACUAAUUAAUCUAUUCUUUUCAUUCUUUGUUCA